Molecule: messenger RNA, 1627 nt
Organism: Didymodactylos carnosus
Lineage: Eukaryota; Metazoa; Rotifera; Eurotatoria; Philodinida; Philodinidae
Source: the annotation of a GenBank genome assembly
AGCCCCACUAAUCAUUAAAAACACUCAUUCAAUAGCCAAGAAAUCGUCGAAUCUUUAUUUGAUAAACUCUGGAUUUUUAAAAUAGACUUUGCUGAGUACUUCCCUUUGACAUGUUUUCAUUCAUGUGUACCUUGAAAAAGAAAUUUUACCAUUGGGAUAGGAUGCACUUUGCUCUGGAAGAAAAAAGUAUACAGGUGGACGUUGGUUUAAUAUCGUAUUAGAAAUAAUAGUAUAAUCGCUUGUUCUAAGACGUCUCUUGGUUUCUCUUGCGGAAGAAAAAAAAUCUCUUGUUUAGGCAAAUUUUCUUCUAGAUUUAUACGCAGAUUCUAGUCCGAUAUUAUCACUAUGAAUUAUUUCGUAAAACGGCUACAAAGUAUUCUUUCAUACAGAAACUGUCCUGUACGUGAAUUAUCUGUCUUUUUGGACAAACAUGGACCAGUAUGGACGACGAUAAAAUCUAUGUCAGAAUUAUUAAAACAAGAAAAGAUUAAUCAUGUUGUCAUCGGUGGAUUAGCAGUAUAUUUGCACGGCUAUCGCCGAACAACACAUGAUUUAGAUAUAUUAAUAUCAAAAGAAGAUCACCAAAAGUUUUUGGAAAAAUGCGUAGGACAUGGCUUAAAACCAAAAUUUCCUGGUGCUCGGAAAAAGUUUAUCAAUACUUACACAAAGAUUCCAGUCGAUAUUAUUAUUCAAGGAGAAUAUCCUGGAAAAGGUGAUCCAGGUCCAGUUUCUUUUCCGGAUCCACAAACAUGUACCGAAAUUAUAUCUGAAUUUAAUGUUAUAUCAUUAGCAAAAUUAAUUGAACUGAAAUUAGCAUCUUAUAAAAGCUUGCCUAUCGGUCGAUCCAAAGAUUUAGCAGAUGUUGUUGAACUUAUUUUGGAAAAUAAGUUAGAUGCUGAUUUUGCUAAUCAAUUAAAUGACGGUUGUAACGAAUUAGAAACUGGUCUUGAAACAUUUGCUCAACAUUUCACACAUUUUACUGAAUUAUUGUAUGAUGAAUAUGAAAGUAUACUUAAAAUUUUAAUAUUUUGGAAUCAACACGUCAAUUAUGAUGUUAAAAAAGUUUCACAACGUGCUUAUGACACAUUUUUAAAAGGAAUAGCUGAUGCAUUAAAAGCUCGAGCAGAAAUACAAGAUAAUGGUGUUCCACAGCGUGCAAUAAAAACUUUUAAAUAUUUUGUACAAGAAUUUCGUAGAAAAAUCGAAUCACCAAUAAUGGAAAUUCGGUCCGUUGGUGAAGAAUUUCUUGGACCAUUGGAACGCCUAACCGUAAUGACAAUUGAUUAUUAUCCACGUUAUCAGCCAAAAUCACAAGCGACAACGUGUACAUCCGUCAUCAAAAUGAUACUUGCCAUUCAAACAAAACCAACCGUUUGUUUUAAACCGUUUUUAUCACGAAUAGUUAAUCAAUCAUUGAUUCUUUGUUGUUCAUAUCCAUUAAAAUCAUCAGUUGAUCCGAUGAUGGAAGAAAUUGAUCCCGAUGAAGAAAAAUCCAAAACAACAUUUGCCAUUGGAAAAACGAUAAUUUAUGAAAAUUAUAUUUCACUAUGGAAAAUGGUCUUUGAUGUUACAACAACAAAAGAGCCAGAAAUUGUUGUCUAUUCAAUAUUUGAUAGACAAAAUAUGC